Messenger RNA from Fusarium tjaetaba, 909 nucleotides. RefSeq names its product aldolase. The coding region runs from base 1 to 909 and encodes 302 amino acids. The transcript is spliced from 7 exons. NCBI's taxonomy places the organism in Eukaryota, Fungi, Ascomycota, Sordariomycetes, Hypocreales, Nectriaceae. The record is from RefSeq and is a predicted model, not a curated record. Gene Ontology annotation, cellular component: cytoplasm. Gene Ontology annotation, molecular function: aldehyde-lyase activity.
AUGUCACUCAGCCAGAUCAAAGAUGACUUGGCAGAGGCACGAGAGAUCUGCCGGAGUAACCUGGUCAAACAGGUCAUGAUGGACAAUCAGAUCGCCACAUCGUUCGGCCUUCGACUCUGCUUGUCCACCGAAAUUCCUCUCAUUGCGAAGCGAGCUGGGUACUCGGCUGUACUCAUGAACCUUGAACAUGCACCGAUUGGCAUCGAGACCAUGAGAGAUGUCUCUGUCGCUUGCCUGAACGUCGGCAUCACGCCCAUGGUUGUAGUGCCUACUUGCGAAGCUCAGUGGAUAUCUCGAUGUCUUGACUCUGGUGCCCAGGCCAUCGUGGUACCGCAUGUCAACAACGUUGAAGAAGCCCAAGUCUGCGUCAAUGCAGCAAAGUAUCCACCGCUGGGUCGCCGGUCAUUAACCAUGGCUCAGCCUAUAAUACAGUACACGACACACAUUCCAUACCAGCUUGUCGCACAAGUUAUCAACGACAAUGUCAUGAUAAUGCCCAUGAUUGAGAACGUGGAAGGUGUCUCAAAUGCAGAAUCCAUUGCAGCUGUCCCUGGAGUCGAUGCUCUAUUUAUCGGCUGCGCAGACUUGACGACGGACCUGGGUAUCGCUGGCCAAUACGAUACGGACGAAUUUCGCAAGGCUAUAGACACCAUAUCUAUAGCUGCCCAGAAUGCCAGUGUCAAUGGCCGCAAGGUCUUUGUCGGGCUCGGUGGCUUAGAGGGGAGGCCAGAUCUUCUCGAAACAUUUGCCCAGCAGUAUUCCAACAUACGCUUUGCCAUGGCUGGCCGUGACCUUUCGAUAUUGGCGGCUGGUAUGUCGAGACAGGUCGAAUCCAUUCGCGAUAUUUCCUCCCGUAUACAAGGUGGCGAGAUCAACAAUUAUGUCAUAGACCCCAUCGCUGCUCAAUAG